GGGCUCAGCUGAUGCUGUUGUUGUCCUACCCCUCCCCCGCAGCUCUCCGGGCCGCGCUCAGGCCGGCGCUCCGCCCCGCCCCGGGACCCGGGACUCCGUGACCCUGUUCUGCGGCCCGCCCGCCCUCCCGCCCGCACCCGAGCAUCCCGGGACCGCGCAGCACUCCGCGUGCGGGUGAGCGACCCUGGUCGUGGGGCCCACGUCCCCUGCCCGAGCGUUUCUAGAGCAUCUGAGAACCGUGUUGAGUUCACAAGACCGCGACAUAAACAUUGAGAGCCUGGGGAGGAGACGAAGGGGAUCUAGCUCUCCUUUUAAGAACCUCAAACAUGGGGAAGUCUCUUUCUCACUUACCUUUGCAUUCAAAUAAAGAAGAUGGUUAUGACGGGGUUACAUCGACAGACAAUAUGAGGAACGGAUUGGUUAGCAGUGAAGUGCACAAUGAAGAUGGAAGAAAUGGAGACGUCUCGCAGUUUCCAUAUGUGGAAUUUACUGGAAGAGAUAGUGUCACUUGUCCCACUUGCCAAGGAACAGGAAGAAUUCCUAGGGGGCAAGAAAACCAACUGGUGGCAUUGAUUCCAUACAGUGAUCAGCGGUUACGGCCAAGAAGAACAAAGCUGUACGUGAUGGCAUCUGUGUUUGUCUGCCUGCUCCUGUCUGGAUUGGCUGUGUUUUUUCUCUUCCCUCGAUCUAUUGAAGUGAAGUACAUUGGUGUAAAGUCAGCGUAUGUCAGUUACGACUCUGAAAAACGAACCAUAUAUUUAAAUAUCACGAACACACUAAAUAUAACAAAUAAUAACUAUUAUUCUGUUGAAGUUGAAAACAUCACUGCUCAAGUCCAGUUUUCAAAAACAGUGAUUGGGAAGGCACGCUUAAACAACAUAACUAACAUUGGCCCACUUGAUAUGAAGCAGAUUGAUUAUACGGUACCCACAGUUAUUGCAGAGGAAAUGAGUUACAUGUAUGAUUUCUGUACACUGAUCUCCAUCAAAGUACACAACAUAGUACUCAUGAUGCAAGUUACUGUAACAACAGCAUACUUUGGACACUCUGAGCAGAUAUCUCAGGAGAGGUACCAGUAUGUUGACUGUGGAAGGAACACGACUUACCAGUUGGCCCAGUCUGAGUAUCUAAAUGUCCUUCAGCCCCAACAGUAAACUCUAAAGGAGAUGUGGUUAGAGCCAGUGACACACCUGAGACAUUGUCAGAACUGUCAGUGAGGAGGUACUGCCUAGAAGGACAUCUUUAAUUAAGCACGUCUAAAGUUUACACUGGGACAUUGAGGGUUCAGCUAACAGAAUCUGCUCCUUACACAGUUCCUGGACGCUCGUUUUCUGUGUUGACGAUUUGCUCCUACCAAGAGCUUUUCCUCCAUCCUAAGUUAACUGAUUGGCUUUGUUCCCAAGGUGAAAAAUUGAGACUUCCUUAGAAUACAAUAAAUAAUUAUAUAAAAGUCAUAGAUUUAAUCUAUAUGUCUAUUGAUAAUAUAGUUCUGUCCUGAACAUAAUUUGAAAAAUAACUUCUGAAGAUUUUUAUAUGAAAUUACAUGGAAAACUUUUAAGAACGGACCUGUUUUAUAAAUUGCCAUUCUUAUAUGGCAGUCUUUCAACUAUAUGAAAACUUAGCUAUUAGCUAAAUGUUUUUAGCCUUUAAUUUCUUGAAAUUUUACUGAUUUGCAUGUUUUGUCUUAUUUCUAGCUAAUGGUUGCAUAAUAUUUACCAACCAUAACAGUCUGCCAAAUUCUGUUCCACAUUUUGUAAGAGCCUUUCAGUAUGUGUUUCAUGUAUAGCUUUGUAAACUUUUAUGUGUGAUCUUCAAACAUAUUCCUUUAAUGUACUAUAUUGUAAAUAAACUGCAUGGCUUUUGUACAGGUUUGAUAAAUGUCAAAUGAAGUGGUACAGAUUAAGAAGUAAAGGAAGUUGUUCAUAAAAAAUAAAGUAGGACAGUGAAAUUCAGAAACCUCAGUGAGUUCCAGCUACAUGCUGGAUCUGGCCUAAAAUAUAUACACAAUAAAACAUUUUGAUGCUCUACUUUUUAUGUUGCUUUUCAUAUUAAUUAUAUAGAUGCUUUUCACAGCAAUUAGGUAUCAUCAAUUUUAUGAAUGUUUUAGGGAAGGAAAUCAUUUCUUACUAGAAAUUAUUCAAGAAAUCCUUUCAUUGAACAGUGGUAGCUACAUCAAAAUAAAACCUAUAUUUUGCUUAAAAAAUUAAUCAUUAUGCAUCAUACUGAUUCAAUGCUACUAGCAGUUACAUUAAACAUUUAUUUUUAAUUUUGUCUAACACUUUUUAAGUAUGAUAGAUGUACUCAUCUUGUUAGUUUGUAUUUUCAGUGUCAUUUUUGACAAAUUAUUUUCCUUACUCACUCAGCAAAUGUUAAGGACCUGUUAAAGUGCAUUUUGUUCCUUAUGUCAGAAGUUGGCUUUCCCUUUUCCCAUACCCAAGUGCCUCGGUUGGUUGUGAUGCGUAGUCUGUUCAUCAGCCUGGGUUUCAAGUAUAAAGCAUCAACUCUACGGCUGGAUUCUGCCCUUUCAGCAUUCUCCCAUCUUUCCUGAGCAUCCCCCACCCCGUGUCCGCCAUGGGAGAGAGCGCUGUAGUCAUGCCUGUGCUGCCUGUGGCAUCCCUCAGACACUGCUGCCAGCCUCCCUUCCUGUUGUACCACCACGUCCUUUGCACUCACUCACUUCUAGUCAAGCUGGUCUGUGUUUGAAUGUUUUUUUCCUGUGCUUCCUGGUUACCUUUUAGUGAUUUUCUAUAUAAAAAAGCAAAAUGUAAAUAAAUAAACCUUUUUUAUGAUUCCCGUUGUGCUUUUUCCCUAUCCUGGCUCCAUGCCUCCUUACAACCAUGUGAGGUCUACAAAAUCAUCAUCCAUCCAUUUCCCCAAAAUCACCGUUUAUAUAUGCCUCAUAUAAUAAUCACUUUCCAUAUUCCUUCCAUUUGUAUUUUAGUCUAGGCGAGCACUGUAUAGGAGAAAUUUGUUUUUCACUUUCCUCCAGAGUUCAUGGACGAGGCCUACAGAGGCAGGGCACUACAGCACAUUUUGCUCCCAGUGACUCAGUUUCAAAAUCUUAACUUUUAAAUAGAAAAUUCUAUCCCAUCUAGUUUUAAUGUCUAGCUUUAAUAAUGUUUGAUUCAUUUUCAAAACAAAACAAACAAACAAAAGUCCCUGGAAUUGAAACACAUUGACCGUGACUCUUCAAGGAGAAUCAAAUAACUCCUGGGUCAGCCAGGCUGGUAACAGCUGUAAGUUAAUAAAACUCAAAACAAAAUGAACAGCAGCAAACUGACUGGUAGCCAUAAAAACAUUUGCAAGUAUGAGUGAGGCUUUUCACUUUUCUUAGGUCAGUCUGAGUCUGGUUUAGCUAAGUCUGGCUUUUGGCAAAGAGAAAGGGUAUAUAUUAAUAUAUUUUUAUGAGUAUCGCCAGAGCUUGGCCAGGGACAUGAUGAAGACAUUACCAUGUUGCCCCAUGUUCACACGAGUACAUUCUGUUCUACGCUAACCCAGCACUGCCCCAGUUUCUGUGAAUAGUGUGUGUACAACACACUGACUGUUGCUCUUCUGUCUGCUUUUCUUAUAUAAUUUCUCAACACGACACUGAGAGGAAUUGGUUUAAAAUUAUAUAUUAGUAAAUACUUUAAUUGCAGCCAGAAGUUGGUUCUCUGUCUCUCAUAUCUGUGCCCUAUCAAUUAAAAUGUCCAUUGGAAAGCCAUGGUAGCUCAGGUUAAUACAAUUAAGAAUUGAAGAAGUGGCCAGUGAGAUGGUGCAGGGGUUGAGGAUGAUUGCCACCAGGCUUGAUGGUCUGAGUUGAGUCUCUGUACCCCACAGAAGAUGGAGAGAACUGGCAUUGUUCUCCAAUGCCUGUUCACAUACAGUACAAAACCACAUAUAUAGUACACGCACACACAUACAUACAAAUGCAUGUGAAAAAUAAAAGUUCUUGAAGUUAAUAGUGAUGGCUAAGAUUUUGGUAACUUUGAAUUACUAUCUGAAAUAUUUCUAAAAGUAAAUUAAACAAUGUAGAAUCCUUUAGAACCAAAGCUGGAGCUUAAUUUUUGUGUGUUAAUAUUUAAUACUUCACAAUCAUUCCAAUAAAAAUAAAACUGACAUUUUGGUGUGAAUUAUUUAUAAGUAAGAUUAUUACAUUUGAGAUUUGAAAUACGGUGUAAAAAUGCUAGACAUGAGAUAAAUUCCUCGAAACUGCUUGAAAGACUAUCUUGCCUCAGGCCACAUUUUAUAGGACAUAACUUUUGUUAUCAGUUUUCUUUUGGCUCCUGUUUACUUGAUCUUAAUGAAGGAAUUAUUUUUUUCUUAAAACAUAUUACAAGAGUGUAAUAUAACUCACUUCAGGUUUUAUAAUUUGCUCUUAGGAAAUGGUGGUACAGUGUAAAAGGAGAUGGGAGUUUGACAUCCUAACAGACUUUGUAACCAUAGGACAGUUGAAACUUGGCCCUGAUGGGCCUUGUGGGUUUUAGCCUACUGCACAAUAAUUUUGAGUAUGAUGUUGGCAGGUGUGUUGCUGACUCUUUUCCUUCCUUUUAAAGUGCUUAAAACAACUGGUUGUUAGUACAUUGCUUCUUAUUUUAGACGAUAGUUUCAUUCAUAUGGCUUAAAAAUAUGAAUAUUUUUAUAUUUUCAAAUACUUUUUUUGUCUUCUUUGAUAAUAAGAGCUAAACAUGUAGCCAUUGGCUUAAAAUCAAAUGGUAAACCAUGAUAGCAUCAGGCUAGAGUCUGAGACACCAAAACGCCACAGCUGCUAGGCUCAAAGUGUGUCUUAGAGUGGUCAGCCUUAUUCCUCUGACUAACUUUGUAAAAUUAGAUUUUAAAUCAAACAUUUAUCUUUAACUUUUUAAAGAAAAUUAGUGCAUAUCUGAGAAAACUGGUAAGAGUCAUUAUUUCUUCAAAGUUGUAAUUUUUAGAUUAAAACAAAUGUAUUUGUGAUAUACUUGGCUCAAAAAAUUGGACUUUUAUACCACAGACCUAUUUACAUCACAGUCUUCAUCCACAGUUUCAGUGCAUAUCUGAGAAAGCUGGACGGGCGUCAUUAUUUCUUCAAAGUUGUGUUUUUAGAUUAAAACAAAUGUAUUUGAUUGAAAUAUACUUGGGUCAAAAAUUUAACUUCUAUAUCACAGAUUUAUUUACAACACUGUGUAAUUAUUAUUACACCACAGUCUUCACCCACAGUUUCUGAUUGCAACUACAUCAUGAGUUUUUAGCUUGCUUAGAGAACAGGUUUCACAGAGGAGAAUAUGCUCUGAAGCUUAUCUUCAAGGUCGAUAAAAGCAACAGUGAUGGGAUUACUGUAGGAGCAGAAAUGGAAUUUCCAUGUUUUAACCUGUUAUUGCCAUUCCUGUGUUGUUCCUUUUACAUGUUUUAACAUGGACUCCAUGUUGAGGAUACAGUGUGGUUGGUGUUUGACCUGCAAAACAGUGCAUAGAUCAUGUAGCAAGGUUACAAGGAGCUUCUCAUAGUUAAGUCUAACUAUUCUAGAAGGAAGUUGCUGCCUUCUGUUGAAUUACAUUAAUUGAAAUGUGUUUAAGUGAAAUAUUUUCAGGAUAUUUUGUAUACUGUAAACAAAAAAGAAUAGUAUUGUGCCAAUGGCCAAAGGUGAUAUUACUACCAUGUAGAUGAUGACAGUUCAAAUUGUCCCAAGUCACCCAGAAUUUUAGAAACUAGAAGUCUGGGGGACACUCCAUCAGGUAUAUUGAGAGAUUCUUAAGUGCUGUUAUACACUGUUCAUCUUGUAAACAUCCAGCAUGAGGAGGAGCCCUGACAGACUGCACAGAUGCAGAAUCUCAUAACACGGAGGCUGGCGCCAGACAUAAAGUAUCAGCCGGUCACGUCUGUGUGAUUUAUCUUAGAAUCUCCAUCAGAGCUUAGCCGAAAAGGGUUGGAAAAUGAUUUGGAAUGUUCACUUAUGACGUGGAUGGCAGUAUCACUAAGCUCUCACAGUCCUUUCAGAUGGUGGGGUAGAGAACGCAAGAUCUGUUCUGCAUGCUUGCUCUCUAGCGGCCUCCACAUGUUACAUCUGUUAGCUUCACUCUUUGUACAGUUCUGAACUAUGGUUACAAUUGCUGUUCAUGUAGGGAAACAUGGCUGUGAUAGGAACGAGAAUUGAAACGCUCCCCCCCCCAUGCUAUUUUUAAAAUACACUUAUAACUGUUACUCUUAUACUGUGUAUGACAAAAUAAAAUUUGUAAAAAGCACUUUAGCAUGAAAAAUAAAAUUUGUAUCAACAAAGUA
Molecule: messenger RNA, 6234 nt
Organism: Apodemus sylvaticus (European woodmouse)
Lineage: Eukaryota; Metazoa; Chordata; Mammalia; Rodentia; Muridae
Gene: Tmem106b
Product: transmembrane protein 106B
Exons: 9
Coding region: 327-1154 (275 amino acids)
Biological process (GO): dendrite morphogenesis; lysosome localization; lysosome organization
Cellular component (GO): lysosomal membrane
Source: RefSeq, a predicted model, not a curated record